GUGAUGCAGGAAGGGUCCAUUGCAGACGGCGAGAGGGGGGAAUAAAAGAAGUAGUACCACACAGAGUGCCUCAUACUCAUGCCGCGCGAUGUGCAAGGGCUCAGGAAGUCACUUAGUGAGACGCUUCCUCGUUUCGGGGCCGCGCUCAAUGUGUGCGCGCCAGGCUAGGGUUAGGGAGUGUGACCGCGCCGCGCGUCCCCGCAUAGGCGUGCUACUACUGCUACUUGUGUCGGAGGAGGAGAGUGAGUGAGUGAGGGCGCCAUAGAGAAAGAGACAGAGAGAGACAGAGUCCGGCUGUGUGCGGCUGGGAGAGUCCGUGGGGAUGAGCCAGUCAGCGGGCAGCAGAGCUGAGGGACAACAGGAGAGAGAGUGAGGCCGGCGGCAGCUCCGAAGGCGCAGGACAGGGCAGUGUGGGACUCACGGACAGACUCUACCACUGACUGCGGGGGGAGCACCUCGCACUACUGCAGCCUGACAUGAUGCCCGAUCAGAUCUCGGUAUCGGAGUUCAUAUCGGAGACCACAGAGGAUUACAAUUCGCCGACCACAUCCAGUUUUACCACCCGUCUUCAGAGCUGCAGGAAUUCGAUCAAUGUGCUGGAAGAGGCCUUAGAUCAAGAUAGGACAGCGUUACAGAAAGUGAAAAAAUCAGUGAAAGCAAUUUAUAAUUCUGGCCAAGAUCAUGUUCAAAAUGAAGAAAACUAUGCACAAUCCUUAGAUAAAUUUGGAAGUAAUUUUCUAAGUCGUGAUAAUGCAGAUUUGGGCACCGCCUUUGUGAAAUUUUCCACUCUCACGAAAGAACUGUCAACGCUACUUAAAAACCUGCUACAAGGAUUAAGCCACAAUGUUAUCUUCACCUUGGAUUCUCUCUUGAAAGGUGACUUAAAGGGAGUCAAAGGGGACCUCAAGAAGCCAUUUGACAGAGCGUGGAAGGAUUAUGAAACCAAAUUCACGAAAAUCGAAAAGGAGAAAAGGGAGCACGCCAAGCAACAUGGGAUGAUCCGCACUGAGAUUACUGGGGCCGAGAUUGCCGAAGAGAUGGAGAAAGAGAGGAGAUUGUUCCAGCUGCAGAUGUGUGAGUAUCUGAUUAAAGUGAAUGAAAUCAAGACUAAGAAAGGCGUGGAUCUGCUGCAGAACCUCAUCAAAUACUAUCAUGCUCAGUGCAAUUUCUUCCAGGAUGGAUUGAAAACAGCUGACAAGCUCAAGCAGUACAUAGAGAAAUUGGCUGCAGAUUUGUACAAUAUUAAGCAGACCCAAGAUGAGGAAAAGAAACAGCUCACUGCCCUGCGAGACCUGAUCAAAUCCUCUUUACAGCUGGAUCAGAAGGAGUCUAGGAGAGAUUCCCAGAGUAAGCAGGCAGGCUACAGCAUGCACCAGCUCCAGGGGAACAAGGAGUACGGCAGUGAGAAGAAAGGCUACCUGCUGAAGAAGAGCGAUGGGAUCCGGAAGGUAUGGCAGAGGAGAAAGUGCACUGUGAAAAAUGGGAUCCUGACCAUUUCCCAUGCUACGUCUAACCGGCCACCGGCAAAGCUGAACCUGCUCACCUGCCAAGUCAAGCCGAACGCUGAUGAGAAGAAAAGCUUUGAUCUCAUCUCACACAACAGAACAUACCACUUCCAAGCUGAGGAUGAACAGGAAUAUAUAGCAUGGAUAUCUGUGCUCACAAAUAGCAAAGAAGAUGCACUCAAUAUGGCUUUCCGGGGAGAUCAAAGCACUGGCGAGAGCAGCCUAGAGGAUCUGGCUAAAGCGAUUAUAGAUGAUGUACAAAAAACAUCUGGCAAUGAAGUUUGCUGUGAUUGUGGGUCACCUGAUCCGACAUGGCUUUCCACAAACCUUGGGAUUUUAACCUGUAUAGAAUGUUCAGGGAUACAUAGGGAAAUGGGGGUUCAUAUCUCUAGGAUCCAAUCUCUGGAAUUAGACAAAUUAGGGACUUCUGAACUCUUGCUGGCCAAGAAUGUAGGAAACAAUAGCUUCAAUGACAUUAUGGAAGGGAAUUUGCCUUCUCCGUCAGCCAAGCCUUCUCCCUCCAGUGAUAUGAUUGCACGUAAAGAAUAUAUCACUGCUAAGUAUGUGGAGCGGAGGUUUUCCCGAAAGAUCUGUUCUACCGGGGCAGAAAAACUGAACGAGCUGCUCGAGGCUGUGAAAUCCAGGGAUUUACUUGCACUAAUCCAAGUCUAUGCAGAAGGUGUAGAGAUAAUGGAACCACUGGUAGAAUCUGGACAGGAGCCAGGUGAAACUGCACUUCAUUUUGCAGUCCGGACUGCUGACUCUACGUCUCUUCCCUUGGUCGACUUCCUGGUACAAAACUGUGGAAAUUUAGAUAAGCAGACUGGAAAGGGCAACACUGCUUUACACUACUGCUGCUUAUAUAACAAGCCGGAAUGCUUAAAAUUGCUUUUGAAGGGAAAGCCAACUAUUGAUGCUGUCAACCAUGUCGGUGAGACAGCUAUCGACAUUGCAAAGAGACUGAAAGCAACUCAAUGUGAGGAGCUGAUUUCCCAAGGCCUGGCAGGGAAGCUGAAUCCUCAUGUCCAUGUGGAGUACGACUGGAACCUCCGACAGGAAGAAAUGGACGAGAGUGAUGAUGAUUUAGAUGAUAAGCCAAGUCCAAUCAAGAAAGAGCGUUCCCCCAGACCCCAGAGCUUCUGCCAUUCGUCCAGCAUUUCCCCACAAGACAAGCUGUCACUGCCCGGUUUUAUUACUCCUCGGGACAGGCAGAGACUCUCUUAUGGAGCCUUCACCAACCAGAUAUUCAUGUCUACAAGCACAGACUCCCCCACAUCUCCUGUUGCAGAUGGCCCUCCGUUGCCCCCCAGGAAUGCAGGCAAAGUGGCGAGUGGCCCUACUUCAACCCUCCCUCUAAGCACCCAAUCCCCUAGUGGCAGUUGCACUCUGUCCAAGAAGAGACCUCCUCCCCCACCCCCGGGACACAAACGAACCCUCUCCGACCCACCAAGUCCGCUACCUCAUGGCCCCCCCAGUAAGGGCUCAGUUAUUUGUGGUAAUGACAUGGGCCCAAGUGCUGCAGACAAAACUCUGAACAAGUUUGAGAGAUUGUCAUCAAGCACAGGAACAACAAAGACUGCGUUAGGCCCAAGAGUCCUACCAAAACUACCUCAGAAAGUGGCACUUAGAAAAAUAGACACCUCUCAUCAUCUCUCAAUGGAUAAGUAUAACCAGCAGCCCGAAAUCUUCCAGAAAUCUCCCCAGCCUGGAGAUCUGCCUCAGAAGCCACAAAUUGCCGAUCUUCCUCCAAAACCGCAGCCUUCGGAUAUUGCCCAGAAACCACAUGUCGGAGAUCUGCCUCCCAAGCCCGGAGAAUUGCCCCCUAAACCUCAGCUGGGAGAUUUGCCCCCGAAACCCCAAGAUUUACCUCCAAAGCCCCAGCUGAAAACUCUUCCUCCCAAGCCCAACCUUGCAGAGGUGAUGUCUAAACCAGCUGCUGGGGAUGUGCUUCCCAAACCUCACUCUCAUGAAGCCAAUCAAAAUGCUCAGCCGGUGGAUGUGACCCAUAAUGCACAGCACACAGACCACACCCCUGUCCAGAAACAAGUUCCAGAAACUUCCAACAACGGCCCCCCGCCACUUCCAGAAACGCCUGUGCCCCUUCCCCGAAAGAUUAACACCGGGAAGAAUAAGCUGAAACGAGUUAAGACAAUAUACGACUGCCAAGCGGACAAUGAUGAUGAACUGACGUUUGUGGAGGGAGAAGUGAUUAUCGUGACUGGAGAAGAGGACCAGGAGUGGUGGAUUGGGCACAUUGAAGGCUUCCCGGACAGAAAAGGAGUAUUCCCUGUGUCCUUCGUCCACCUGUUGACUGAAUAAUAAGAAAUUCAUAUCUGUGCCCCGGCGUGGGCCCCCGCUGCAAUCUGCUCUGUGCUCCAGUCUGUAGUGUAUAUAAGCUGCUGUUACUCAGUCCAUUUCAUCCUGAACCUUCAUCUUGUGCUGAACUCUAUAUAUGUAUGUAUUGUCCUUGUACCAUGUUCUUCUGCCUUUGCCAGUAUUACAGUAGCCCAGGGGGCAAUCCGUGGUCCCUGUCCUGCCAAUAUUCUUCAUUCAACUCUAUAUAUAUAUAUAUAUAUAUAUCUGCCAGGGAAACGCUGCUUCUCCUUGGACUGCACCCGUAUAACCCGCCAACAAGCCCCAGAACACAAGUAUGAACACAACAAGCAACUCUAGGGGGGUUAUUUACUAAACUCUGAAUGCCAAAACCCCGAAAAAUUUGUGUUUUUUAAAGGGAAACCAUCAUACUGAAAUAAGAAAAUCUCUAAAUACAAUCAAUGAAAC
Molecule: messenger RNA, 4286 nt
Organism: Xenopus laevis (African clawed frog)
Lineage: Eukaryota; Metazoa; Chordata; Amphibia; Anura; Pipidae
Gene: asap1.L
Product: ArfGAP with SH3 domain, ankyrin repeat and PH domain 1 L homeolog
Exons: 30
Coding region: 477-3824 (1115 amino acids)
Source: RefSeq, a predicted model, not a curated record